CUGUACGACAUCCCGCGUCGCAGGUGGCGCUCGUUGCGCAAAAUGCUUGGACUUGCGGCUUCUCCGGAAGUCGGUUCGAUCGCCGGCCUCCUCAAAUUGCUUGCUGCAGAAGCGGACAGCGCAAUUCAGCUUCGAAAUCCCGCGCAGAACGGGCGCAAAGCCGUCAUCACAUCACCAGACCUGCUCGCGCUCUAUGAUGAAGACAUCUACGACGUAGCCGAAUACGCGGGACUC
Molecule: messenger RNA, 234 nt
Organism: Lindgomyces ingoldianus
Lineage: Eukaryota; Fungi; Ascomycota; Dothideomycetes; Pleosporales; Lindgomycetaceae
Exons: 1
Source: RefSeq, a predicted model, not a curated record